AAAAUUUUAACCAUUCAAGGAACGCCAUGUGUCAGGUGUAAACUCCUACAGCGUUGACGUUCAGUGUAUGGAGUUUAAGCUGAACAUGGCCCGCAUCUGCGGCAGGUCUCCGUUGCGCCAAACGAGGAGCGCUCUAUACGCUGUGAUAGCUGUUGCAGCCAUCGUGAUUCUGCUCAGGUUCAAAAUUGAAAAACUGCGCAGCCGGAAAACCCCAUCACUGAGGGACCUACUCUUAAACAAGGCCCUUAUUCACAAGAGACACCAGCGACUGACAAGUACAGAGAAGGGAGAGAAAAACCAGCUCGUGCAUUCUACGGUUUUCCAUCAGAGACAAAGGGCGGAUGUAAAAGACAUGAUGACGAACCAAGAGAACUAG
This is a messenger RNA of Lingula anatina, 376 nucleotides long. RefSeq lists its product as uncharacterized. The record is from RefSeq and is a predicted model, not a curated record. NCBI's taxonomy places the organism in Eukaryota, Metazoa, Brachiopoda, Lingulata, Lingulida, Lingulidae.